AUGAAAAGUCCAGAAAUUCGAAAACAAAAGAAGAACAGACAUCAGGGUCAACGACCUAACAUGGAUUCUGUUAAUCAAAACGAAUUCUACUUCCGUUCAGAACACAGAGAGAAAACAUCUAAAGUCGACCCCAAAAUUAUAAAUCUAUCUCAAAGGAAUUUUUCUACGGAUGAAAUAGAACUACUCAAAAGGGGCCUAAAAUUUACUCCUACGCCUAAAAAAGACGACGUAGAUGUAAUCAAAGACACAGAAGAAUUUUGUCGGAAGCUAAGACUCCGGGAAUUCUUCCAGAAUUCGGAUUACAAUGACGAAUCCUUAGUUCGAAACAAAAGUGAUUUUAAACCAAAAUCAAACAGGGACAAACACUUGGACGAUUACAUUAAUUGUUUGAAAAAAUCUGCAUACAACAAUCACAGCGAUAUCCAUGUGCGAGAUAACAUCUCAAAAAUUGAGAGAACAGCACUGAAAAAUAUUACUGGUGACGAUACUAUUAUCAUAAAAGAGGCUGACAAAGGAGGAACUAUUGUUAUUAUGGACAAAGAACACUACAAAGAUAUGGUCCUAGAACAACUAGAUGAUAUAAACUUUUACAAGGAACUACCUUCGAAGGAAGACAAGAAGACGAUGUCUACAAUGAAAAAAUAUACUUCAAAAUUUUCCGAUAAUUUAACCAAAAAGGAGAUAGAUUUUCUUCUCAAUUUUGAAGUAAAAACUAGUAACUUUUACGGAUUACCGAAAAUUCAUAAAUCUAAACAAAUUCAAAACGGAAUACAGGAAAUGAGUGAACCUUAUAUUAAAUUGCCACGUCCAACAGACUUAAAACUACGCCCUAUUGUAGCUGGUCCUUCUUGUCCAACACAGAGACUUAGCAAUUUGCUAGAUAUUAUACUAAAACCUUUCUGCAAAUUAGUACCCAGUUUUAUUCGGGACGACAUGGAUUUUCUCAACCAUAUUCCAGAAAGUGUAGAAGAAAAUACGAAAUUAGUGAGUUUUGAUGUUACUAGUUUAUAUACAAAUAUUCCCCACAAUUUAGGACUAGAAGCCAUCUCCUUUUGGAUUGACAAGCACCCAGAUGUAAUCCAGCCGAGAUUUUCAAAAGAAUUUAUCCUCGAAGGACUUAAAAUAGUUUUGCAAAAUAAUCAUUUCUUUUUUGAUGACAAGUACUAUCUACAGACAAAAGGGACAGCAAUGGGGACAAAAGUCGCCCCUACCUACGCAACUCUCGUUCUAGGUUUUCUGGAGGAAAAACUUUUUUCAGAAUGCAAAACAUUUUUUGGAGAGGAUUUUGGUACAUACAUUGAAAGAAACUGGAAACGUUAUUUAGAUGACUGUUUUAUUUUUUGGACAAAAUCUCUACAAGAUCUACAACAGUUUAACAGCAUUCUAAAUCGACUCCAUGAAAGUAUGCAUUUUACAAUGGAAAUCAGUGAAAACAAAUUGCCAUUUUUAGACAUUCUUAUUAUAAAAGAGGGAAGAAAAAUCAUAACGGAUCUCUAUUACAAGAGCACAGACUCCCAUCAAUAUUUGAUUUUCAACUCAUGCCAUCCCUCCCAUACUAAACGAAACAUCCCAUUCAAUAUGGCCAGGCGAAUUUGUACUAUUGUUAUUGAUGAGGAUCGCAGAAAUACAAGACUGUGUGAACUAAGAAUUUUUCUUUCUAGACAAAAAUAUCCAUCAAAACUAAUUGAGGCUGCUAUACAAAAGGCAAAGGAAAUACCCAUUAACGAAUUACGUACUAUUAGACAUCACGAAGAGGAGAACAACGAAAAGAUCCCUUUUGUUCUAACCCACAACCCAAGAAAUCACAACAUCUUUAAAACUGCCAAACAAUUUUUCCCUAUUAUUCAACAAUCAGAAACAUUAAGGGACCUUAUUAAACCAAAGGAUAUACUACACAGCAGGCGUCAACCUCCCAAUUUGAAAAAGAUUCUUACCACUGCCAAAUUUACAUCGAACCCCGAGAAACCGAUGGUUUCUAAGUGCGAGGAUCCACGAUGUGGAACCUGUCAAGUUUUAAAAACCGGACAAACCAUUAUUUUUAAAAACGGCAUGAAGUUUGACGUUAAAUCUUGGGACUUUAACGAUUGUGAACUUAAAGUCAUCACGUUUGUCAUAGAGCCUAGUUUUUAA
Molecule: messenger RNA, 2130 nt
Organism: Saccostrea cuccullata (small rock oyster)
Lineage: Eukaryota; Metazoa; Mollusca; Bivalvia; Ostreida; Ostreidae
Exons: 3
Coding region: 1-2130 (709 amino acids)
Source: RefSeq, a predicted model, not a curated record